This is a messenger RNA of Phytophthora infestans T30-4, 930 nucleotides long. Its product is annotated as eukaryotic translation initiation factor 3 subunit A, putative. Bases 106 to 930 code for a protein of 274 amino acids. Gene Ontology annotation, biological process: translation reinitiation; formation of cytoplasmic translation initiation complex. Gene Ontology annotation, molecular function: translation initiation factor activity; mRNA binding. The record is from RefSeq and is a predicted model, not a curated record. NCBI's taxonomy places the organism in Eukaryota, Oomycota, Peronosporomycetes, Peronosporales, Peronosporaceae. Gene Ontology annotation, cellular component: eukaryotic translation initiation factor 3 complex, eIF3m; multi-eIF complex; eukaryotic translation initiation factor 3 complex, eIF3e. The transcript has a single exon.
GACCUCUUCGUGUACGUAUCCCUCUUCACCAGGUGAAAGCCACCUUAGCUCUUCGCUGCUAACCCCCCUCUCCUAUCAGCUCCUACACACACGUAAGACUCUAGCAUGUCGCACUUCUUCCACAAGCCGGAAAAUGCUCUGAAGCGCGCGCGUGAGUUGUUGGCCAUCCCCAACGUGGACGCCGGGGUGCUCAAGCGUACCAAGCACUCGGCGCUCGAGAUCCUGCACGAUGCGCUCAUCGCCAAAAAGAACCGCACGUGGCAGCCCACUCACGAGGAGCUCAUGAUCCUGUACCUGGACAUUUGUCUAGAGCUGCAGAUGGGCCGCGUAGCCAAGGACGGUCUUCACCAGUACCGCAACCUGUGCAUCCAGCACAACCCGGCGUCGCUCGAGACCAUCAUUAAACACUUCGUCACGCAGGCUGAGCGCAAGCUUGCGGCAGCCAAGAAGGAGAGCAACGAGCUCAAUCUUCUGGCCGCUGCCAAGGUGGAUCUGGACGCUGCGCAGACGCCUGAGGACGUGAUGCUGUCCACCACCACUUUUGAGGGAUCCAACGACCGCACUGACCGCGAAGUGGUUGUUCCAUGGCUUCGAUUUAUGUGGGAGACGUACCGCACGGUUCUGGACAUCCUCAAGAGCAACUCGAAGCUUGAGCCGCUGUACAAGACCACCGCUAUGCAAGCGUUCGACUUUUGCGUUGAAUACCAGCGCAAGAUUGAGUUCCGUCGCGUUUGUGAGAUCAUGCGCAACCACCUGAGCGCUUUGCAGAAGCACGUGGCGGCGCCCACGAGCCAAUCGACCCGCCAGAUGCGCAGCUGGGAAGGAUUCACUCUCGAUAGCGUCGAGCGUCUGCUGGAAGUGCGUUAUCGUCAGCUCCAGGUCGCUACCGACCCUCGAGCUCUUCUCGGAGGCCUUCCGUACGAUCGAUGA